Eruca vesicaria subsp. sativa (arugula) is the source of this 1865-nucleotide messenger RNA. The record is from the annotation of a GenBank genome assembly. NCBI's taxonomy places the organism in Eukaryota, Viridiplantae, Streptophyta, Magnoliopsida, Brassicales, Brassicaceae.
ACACACCCUCUCUCUCUCUCUCUCUCCCACAAUCACCACUUUCUUCUCUCUCUAACUCCUCACUUGCUCUCUCUCUCCAACAUGAAAUCGAUCGAAAACGUUUCAAAGAAGCUUGCUAUGUCUUCUGAUUCUUCAAACCCAGAAUCAGUUUUAUCUACCAAGACCCCUAACAAGAAGGCGACUCUCUCAAUCAGAUCUCAUCACAGCGACAAACCCGUUAAGAGACAGAUCUUGACUUCGCCGCAAAAACCUGAAACAACCGUGAAAUUGCCCGAAAGGUUUGAGAUUCUGGAUGAAUGCUUUAAUGGGUUGGUCACUGCCAUUAGGUUGCUCAAGCUAAAGGGUUCUUUGACUUCGUUUGCUAAUAUAUGUCCCAAGAUUGAGUAUCUUACUAAUCGGAUCUUCUCGUAUGACCAUUUGGCUCAGAUGAAACAUAUUUAUCCGGAAGCCAUUGAAGUGAAGAGAGUAUUGAAGUGUGAUGAAGAAACUAUUUGCAUGAAACCUACUCUUCAUAUUAACUUAAACACCGAUGCAGUUGUACUUGAAGAUACAAGUUGCGGAACUAAAUACAUGCAACUUAAGAAGGUGUUCUGCACAAAGCUUGUAGAGUUUUACAAAGCUCAUCCUAAGGACGAGAUUCCGAAAGAACUGCUUCCUGAACCGUUCAAUUUCUCCAAAAGGAGUACUGAUUCAGACACAAUAAGCGUGGUAGAUGUGGUGGAAGCAUCUAAACUUGAGACUGAUGGGUUUGAUGUUAAAAUGGAGGAGGAAGAAGAUAAAGUCAACAAAGUGAUUCCAGAUUUGGCUCUAUAUGAUGGUACUGAGGAAUGCUUGUCACCACACACAGAGUCAAGAAUAGCUGAGAAUGAUGGGUUUGAUGUUCAAAUGGUGGAGAUGGAGAAAGAAGAAGAUGAAGUUAACAAAGUAAUUCCAGAUUCGAGUUUAUCAGAUGGUACUGAGGACUGCUUGUUACCACAAACAGAGUCAAGAAUAGUUGGAACACCAGCCAAAGUUUUGUUCACUCCUUCCAAGGAUCUAUCAACACCAAUCAAGCUCAUGAGUGCUACACCAACGUUGCAGCCAUCUAGACGGUGUAUUACAAUGACUCCAGAUGAUGAUAAUGACUCUGUUAGAUCAACAGAUGAUGUGAAAAGGCGCUCUUCUCGCACUAGGUGUCUGAAUUUCGACACUCUGGAGGAAGAGGGAACUGUCAGUGACGAGUCUAAUGAUGAAUCGGUUGAUAAAGGAAACGAUAGUGAAGCUAAUGGCGAUGCUUCCUACGAUGAAGAUAGUCUUCUGCACUCAGAGAUAGAGAAACCAGAGGCUGAAACCGAGAAGCAAAACUUGCCUAAGCUUGUUAGUGUGAUUCAUAAAAUAUUUCAGUCAACAAAGCGAACGGUCAUCACGAAGGAUGAGCUUCUUCACAAGAUGAUUGCAUGCCAAAUGGAUAUAAUGGAUAGAAAGGAAGUGGAGGAGCAGCUAAGGUUAAUGUUGCAAUUGGUUCCUGAUUGGAUCUCUGAAACAAAAGCAUCUUCUGGAGAGUUUCUUGUUCGCAUUAAUGAAAUGUCCACUGCAGAGACAGUACGUGCAACACUUGAGGAAGCAACUUCACAGUGCAUUUCCACCGUCUCCUGAAGAAGAAAAUAUUAGUUUCAAUUAUCAUUAAUCGUUACACAUCUUUUUCUUCAUGAGAACUUGUUACAAUACUAUUGAUUUAUUAUCAAACAUGAUAAUUAUCUAAUGAUUGUGGCUGGUUAAGUUGUCUACGUAAAGUAGCUAAAAGUUGAAACUUACCGGUAUUAGAUAGUGGUUGAGUAAAAAGUGUGAGAAAACGGCUGUAUCUGUUUCGUAUUUCUCAAAUGUCC